Salvia splendens (bonfire salvia) is the source of this 1205-nucleotide messenger RNA. Its product is annotated as GDSL esterase/lipase CPRD49. The record is from RefSeq and is a predicted model, not a curated record. Bases 249 to 1046 code for a protein of 265 amino acids. NCBI's taxonomy places the organism in Eukaryota, Viridiplantae, Streptophyta, Magnoliopsida, Lamiales, Lamiaceae. The transcript has 7 exons.
AAGAAACAUACAAAGGUCACUUUUUUCCCCAGUCAAAUGGAAAUAUGGAAAAGCCCCAAACCCAAAACUAAUGAAAAACCCAUAUCAAACAAAUUGGGUUAGUUGCUUUGAAUAUAAUCAAACAACACGCAACCUCCAUUCCUUUUAUCUACUACUCCACUCCAGUGACUCACUCACUCAAGUCCGUCGCGAAGGCAAUACUAUCUUCAAAGUUUCUCUCUUGUGAUUACACACGGAGGAGAGAAGAGAUGGUUGGGCCGGGACGACCACAAUUUGUGCUAUUUGGAUCGUCGAUAGUUCAGCAAAGUUUCUCCAAUGGAGGAUGGGGAGCUAUUCUUACUGAUCUCUAUGACCGUAAGGCAGACAUAGUUUUGCGAGGAUAUUCUGGCUGGAAUUCGAGGCGUGCUGUUCAAGUAUUGGACCUAGUUUUCCCAAAGGAAGCAGAGGUUCAGCCUUCAUUGGUUAUAGUGUAUUUUGGUGGGAAUGAUGCAGUGCACCCUCAUCCUAGUGGCUUAGGUGUUCAUGUUCCUCUUCCUGAAUAUAUUGACAACAUGAAGAAGAUCUAUUUUCAUCUCAGGAGUCUUACAGAUAAGGUCCGAGUAAUUUUUCUUACUUCGCCUCCCAUCAACGAAGCACUGAUUCGUGAACAUUUUGGUAUUUUACAUGACAAACAAGUCCGGAAAAAUGAAACAUGCCGUAUCUAUGCUGAUGCUUUAGUAGACUCUUGCAAGCAGUUAGACGUUAAAGUUGUCAACCUUUGGACUGCCCUUCAGCAACGAGAAGAUUGGGCAACAACUUGCUUAACAGAUGGAAUCCAUUUUACACCGGAGGGGAGCCAAAUUGUGGUGAAAGAGAUUCUGAAGGUUAUAAAAGAGGCUGACUGGGAACCUAGCCUCUUUUGGGAGUCGAUGCCGAUUGAAUUUUCUGAAGAUUCGCCUUAUUACAUGGUUCAUCCUUACAAUCAUGGUAAGACCACGAACUCUUCUUUUGGCAUCUCUAGUUGGAAAAUCAAGUGGACUGCUGAUAAAAUUCGCUCAAAGCUUUGAAACAUUCAGGGCUUUUUGUAUGAAUCCAUAAUAAACUAGGAGUAUUAUGUAUUAUACGAUUCAUUGCUCACUCAACUAUUUAUGAUUUCAUGGAAUGUAAUCCAACAUAUGUUGCGUUAUGUAUAAUAAGAUUACCCUUACUAGUAUAAUUUUGAUAAA